Molecule: messenger RNA, 4155 nt
Organism: Cryptotermes secundus
Lineage: Eukaryota; Metazoa; Arthropoda; Insecta; Blattodea; Kalotermitidae
Exons: 7
Coding region: 412-2826 (804 amino acids)
Biological process (GO): apoptotic process involved in development; phosphatidylserine exposure on apoptotic cell surface; engulfment of apoptotic cell
Cellular component (GO): plasma membrane
Source: RefSeq, a predicted model, not a curated record
UGGCGUGUGUGUGGUGUGUGGUAUAAAGAAUAUUUUGAAUUUUUUAAAUUUUUUGUACGUAAAUUUAUCACGAUAGUAUCAAAAUAUAUAUGGUUAGUUAGACAGGCGCUUGCUUACGUUUAUAAAAGUACAAUAUCAUAGCUGUAGAAUGCGAGAUACACUGUUUUUAGCCAACAUUCCUGGCAUUCCAGAGGAAGAAAAGAAGUAAAUAUUCCAGAUCUCGAAGAUGUAUACGACGAUGGAUGUAGAUCGGCCUACACAUUGUGAAUGACAAAGGAAACACUCGCGUUGUCUUCUGUAAUUUCAGAGUUAAUUUCGGAAUUACCGUUGUAAUGAUUAAUACAUGACCUGAAUAUGGUAAUUCUGCAUAAGAAUGCCGCUGAUCCAUAGGGUGAAGCAGUCAAAAUCAUUAUGGCUCACUACGAAUUUCUUCCAUUAUGUGAUGUGCUAUUCAAUAUCAUAUCCUUAGCUUCAUAUUUUUGUGACGUGGUGUUCGAUGUCGUGAUGAGCUAUGCACUGUUUGAAAGAGGUCGUAUUGUUUGGUUUGCAGUAUCAAUGACUUUUGUUACCGCUUCUCUGGUUAUAAGUCAAGCGAUCUCCCUCAAAUGGUACAUUCAUGCAAGUGAGAAUCGUAGACGCAUGAAAGAGAAAUCGAAGAGUGAAACUGAAAUUGCAACAAGUUCUCGUAACAGUGGUGAACAGUGUUUUCAGUGGCUUGUGGUAGCACUGCAUGUCAUUCAGUGUGGCAUUCUGUGGCGUUAUUUCAAGUUAUUCAUCCCCGUGGAUCUUCGCUACGUGAAACACGAAGUACGAGAUCUGUGCAUGUUGCGUUUAUUCCAUGCCUUCUGUGAAGCAGCCCCUAUGUUACUAGUCCAACUGUAUUUAUUGUGGCAGGAAACCUCGCCUAAAGAAUUCAGUGACCUCAAUAUUGUCUCCACAGUUCUGUCUCUGUUUAGUGUUUGUUGGGCAUUGGCCUCUUUUAGCAAGAACGUACGUCUUCAGAAUGUGCAUCGAUUAGUUCUAACAUGGCUUGGUGUAAUAUUCCAAUUUCUUUGGAGACUUGGGACAGUGUCAGCACGUGUGACAGCUUUAACUGUAUACGCUACACUGUAUGGACAUUGGGUUUUUCUUGUAAUUGGCCUUCAUUGGAUUUCUAUGUUUCUGUGGCUGAUCUCACCGAAAAAUGUAUUCCAUGGCGAAAGAAUCUCCAGACGGCGUAAGGCAGCUUUCUCAGCCCUCAUUGCCAUUGUAUAUAUCUUUUCGUACAUCAACCUUCAGGAGGUGAAUCCACGGCAAAAAAUGGCUACGUUUUAUGUAGUCAUGUUCCUGGAAAAUGCUCUACUUGUUGUGGCAUGGCUUGUAGGUGUAUGGGGUGAGGCGCCUUGGUACAGUAAUGCUAUCCCCAGUGUUGUCUUCAUGUCAUUUUCUACAGGAAUAGCUUUCAUGCUGCUCUACUACCGGUACUUUCAUGUCAGGAGGUUGCGUUAUGAGGCGGGAGGUCGACCAAACUCGUACAACAAUAAUUGUGAUUCAACUCAGCAUUUAUCUGGGAAUAGCUAUGGAGAAAUUCAACAGGGCAGCAAAUUGGAUGAUCAGCUUACAGGAAAUAAAAAUCAGGACAUGGACUGCAAUGGCAAGCUUAGUGAAACCAAUUGUUACCAGCGUCACAACAAUGGCUACCACCCAUACCACCAUGGCGGUAUCCCAGGUGUAUUUAACUGUCGGUUUAGUAAUCCUGUAGCGUCUGCAGCAGCAACGAAACGUAAGAAGAAGAAGCCAACUACUUUUGUUCCACCACCUGUUGUCACCACAAUUCCAUCCAUGGGUAUGGUUCUGCAGCAACACCACCAGCAGCAGCAUCAGAACUUGAUGCAGGAUGCUUUCAGCAGCAACCUUGCACUGCAGAUGCAAAGUGCUGUACCGUUCUGGAGACGUCCAUUGCCCAGUCAGCAUAACCACCAGGGCGGCUCAAGUGAGAAUGAAGCAAGCAGUGUGGGCUCAAGGGUAAACAUCCAGCAGAAGCUUCAAGAGAAGAAACAGAAGCAGCUUGCAGAAUUACGUGUCAUAGAGGAAGAGAUCAAGCAAGGCAAGAUUCAACGUCCUGGAGGUUCAGGUGGAACCCCUUCUGGUAUUGGAGAAGACUUGGGGUCUCUGCCUCGACAGCCAAUCCCACGUGCAAAGCGACAUAACCAAGGAGGCUGGCCACCUCCCUCGCCACCAAGCUCACGUGCUUUACCUCCACCUUACACUUACCACCUGUUACCACCACCAAGAGCAAAACAUCGGUCAAAAACACCAGAAAUUUUGUUGGCUCCACACUAUCUGGAGAGCAGUGGGUUGUACUAUGGGUGGGAACAUGAAAGGUCACCAGUUUACAGACUUUCAGAUGAUGAAGCUAUAGACAGGGACUGUAGCAGUGAACGAGGCUCUAACUACUCAGAGUCGGGGAGAGGCGGCAAAAAUGACCUGUUGGCACGAAGUAGUGACAUGGCAGGUGACUCUCAUUCCAAUAGUACCCACCAGCAGCAAGCAAUGCUGAUGUACAAAUCAUAUCGCAUUCCAUCUGACAUGGACUCUCAGAUCUCACUUCCAAGGUCAUAUACACUACCUCGGGAGUUCAAAUAUUACCGAAGACCGAAGUCAAGGAAAGCCAUACGUUCGGAACAUUUUGUGGCAUCCACAAAUUCCAGUGAUGGUGAUGUGGAUUCAGGUGAUGAAACACCUCACCAUAACCGCAAUACACCAUCACAGCAUCAUCCUCGUGCUGUGAGACUUCGGCCCUACCGGGGUUAUGUGAGACGGGAUCUACAUGAAACUAAGUUGUGAUAUUAUUUUGUCAGACCUGUCCUUAGACUUACAAUUAUCCAUAUCUUGUCUUGGUUUACUGACCGUGUGCUUCACAUACUCUGUUUUUCAUGUGUUUCCAAACCAAGCAAUUUAUUUUUGUAUUAUACAAAUACAUAUACCGACUACAAGAAUUACUUCUUCUUCACCUGGAAUAUGGUUUCUUUCUCCAUCAGUAAAUUUUAAACAAAUAACAUUAAAAUUAAGAAAUUAAAAUUUACUCAUGUAACUGAAAGAAAAUUGGGAAUGAGGAUUUGAAUCAUGAACAAAAACUCAUCUGAAAUACUUGCACAUCACUUUAACAUGAAAGGCAGCCGUACAUAUUGACAAGAGUACAGAGUGUAUUUCAUACUAUUUGUGGGUUUUCUGCUAGAAAUGUGGUAGGAGAAAGAAACAACAAAGGUUACAUUUUGUAUGCAAUACUGUCUGCUCUAUAAGCCAGGAUGCAUCAUACCUUGUGUAAGCAAGUUCGCAUUUCCCAUCUGUGUAUGAAUGCCAGAAAUAUGUUGAAAAUAGAAUCUAGUAACUUCUUGUAGUGACAUAAUGUGACGAUGACACGCCCUUGUUCAUAUAUUGGAUGGAGUAUAUGUAUAUUGAUUGUUUGAAAAUGUUGGUGUAUGUACUUGUAUGGGUCCUGCAAUUAUUGUGGUAAUGGUGCAUCAGUGAUAUGAUGAUAACCAAAGAUGUACUAAUCAGAUGACAGUUUAUUGAUGUGUUCCCACACUUAUUAGAUUGGCAAAAUAGUCAUCAUGCCAAGAAUAUUUUUGUGAGAUAGUGCUCUAAAUAAUCUCAUUGCCAUGACAUGGUCCCAGUGAUAGUAUAAGAUAUCAUCUCAGGUACCAUUUACUGUACUGCAGAAUCUGUAGAAUAUCUUUUAAAGUCAGAUGUUGAAGACAGGAAUAUCAUGCAGAAAAAUCUUCCGUGCACCUUACCAGACUUGGUAUGAGUCUUCUUACCUUUGGAUCCAAAUGUAGUUUAUAUGCAAGGCUCUCACAGUUGUGAAUGUUAAGAUUGUAAUCUUCUGGGAUGUGGCACUGUGUAGUGUGCUAUAUCAGCGCCAACAUUUUGGAGGAAGCACAUUUCUCCAAACUAUUGGCGCCUAUCUCUCAGACAGAAUGUUCCCACAUCCUUUAAGACAAUAAUCCUAACAAAAAAUAUAAUUUAUAUGUAGUAUAGUUGUCCCCGUGCUUAAGUAAUUAAGCACAACACUAUGAAGGCAUACGCUGGAGUGGAUGUAUAGAUCACGUUUUCUUGACCUUGGCCAGCUGGAGUUGAGCGGUCGGCUUCAUGCCCCAGCUGCUUUACACCUGG